Messenger RNA from Dichotomopilus funicola, 1680 nucleotides. Its product is annotated as major facilitator superfamily domain-containing protein. Gene Ontology annotation, biological process: biotin import across plasma membrane. Lineage: Eukaryota; Fungi; Ascomycota; Sordariomycetes; Sordariales; Chaetomiaceae. The transcript has 3 exons. Gene Ontology annotation, cellular component: plasma membrane. The record is from RefSeq and is a predicted model, not a curated record. Bases 1 to 1680 code for a protein of 559 amino acids. Gene Ontology annotation, molecular function: dethiobiotin transmembrane transporter activity; solute:proton symporter activity; biotin transmembrane transporter activity.
AUGGCUCACGACCCGGGCUCAGCCCACCAUGCUGAUGACAGACUCACACAGGCUCUCGCCUCAGACGGCGCGUCCCAUCAUGAUGGUGAUGCCAAUGCUAAUAACAGCGUCGCUGGGAGCAGCAGCCGAGCACCCAUCCAGGAGUACAGCGUCGAGCGCGUCGAGAAAGUCUACCGAAAACUCGACCUACGCAUCAUCCCCGCCUUCUGGGCGCUCUACUUCCUAACCUCCGCCAUCCGCUCCAACAUCGGCAUCGCCCAGACCAUGAACACAGCCGCGCACCACGACCUCGCCUCCGUCCUCUCGCUGUCCCCACGCGACACAUCCACGGCCCUGGCCCUCUUCUACGUCUCCUACGUGCUCUUCGACCUGCCCUCCAACCUUGUCAUGAGCCGCCUCUCCCCCCGCGUGUGGAUGGCCCGCAUUGUGUUCGCCGUCGGCGUCGUGGGCACAUGUUUCACGGCGGUCGGCGCGGCCUGGAGUCUGAACUUGUUGCGGUUCUUGCUGGGGCUUGUCACAGCUGGCAUGUGGCCUGGUAUGGCGUAUUAUCUGACGCUGUUUUAUCCGCCGUCGCGGACGGGGAAGCGGAUUGGCAUGUAUUUCACCGCGUCGCAGGUGUCGGCGGCCGUGGUCGGGUUGGUGUCGGCUGGGUUUCAGCAGAUGGACGGGUUGGGCGGGUUGGUCGGGUUUCGGUGGAUGUUUUUGAUCUAUGGGUUGUUGGGGGUCGUGCUGGGGGUAUCGCUGUUGUGGUGGCUGCCUGACCGGCCGCUGGCGCCGGGUGAGGAGCGUGCAAGGAGUUGGUAUGCGAAGUGGCUGCCGCCGAGCCCGGAAGCGUUGACGGGCGAGGAUGCGGUCGUGCAUUACCAUGAUUUGCGGAGGGUGUACCAUGCCCGGGCGUGGAACUUGAAGGACCUGUGGCAUGUGCUGAUCGAUUGGCGACUGUGGCCUCUCGUGCUGAUGUACUUUGGCGUGGUCGGCGUCGGGAUUGGCACGCAGUUAUACGGGAGCGUCAUCAUUGCGGCCAUUGACCCGAACUUUACCGGCGUUCAGGUCAGCCUGCUGUUUGCGCCCAUUUGGAUGAUGGACUUCCUCGCCAUCCUCCUCGUCACACCCGUGUCCGACCGUUUCCACCGCCACCGCGCGCUCUUCUUCUCCGCCGCCGUCUGCAUCCAAAUUGCCGGCCUACUCACCGUCACCUUCGCGCUCGCCAACCCUUGGGCGCGCUACGGCGGGCUCCUAAUGGUCGGCUUCGGCCUUGGCCCGACAGUUCCCAUCUGCAUGACCUGGACCAACGAGAUCUUCCAGCGGCGCCAUCGUGAAGUCGGCGUCGCGGCCGCGUCGGCCCUCGUCUCGGGGCUGGGCAACCUCGGCAGCAUUACCACUACCUACGCGCUGUACACCGGCUGGCCCGAGGACGCCGCCAAGGGCCCGCACCAGUACCGCCGGAGCAACUUCACCAUGAUUGGCAUCCUAGGGAUGAGCAUUGUCGCGAGUUUUUCCAUGUUGGUGCUGCUGCAGAUCUUUGGGAACGAGCCGAGCAAGCGGAUUGUUGAGGGCAGCGGCAACACCUCGGCCGACGACUCAGACGGGUACCUGGACGGUGCAGCGCGCAGAGAAGCCCAGCAACGCGGGUUCAGCCGGAUGUGGUGGAACAAGCUGGGCAAGGCUUCUACGGCCUAG